AAAGCAAGAGGAAGAAAGUAUUGUUUCUGUUUUGCGGACUCUUCCUCCUGGUAAGGGAACAUGCAGAAGUGACAUUACAGAAGUGCAGUGCUGGGAGAGAAGAGAUAAGCGAAGACUUUGAUAAUAAUCCAAAGAGAUGAUGGACCCUGAGGUGUCUGUGCUGCUGCACUGUUCUGACUGGAGGGGGCUGCUGCAGUCUCAAGUACAAGUGGAGCUUUCUGAAAGAUUUAACAGGCAGACUGAUCUGGCUCUAGAGCGCCACAUAGAGGAGGUGUGGACAGAGCGGGUGUCCAAGGAGCCGUGGCUUUUCAACGGGGCCAAAUUCAGACUACACUCUUUCUGCUUGGCCUCCACUGAGCGCCCCUCAUCAUCCUGUGCUUCUCCUAGAUAUCAGUCCUGUGCUCAUUCCUCCUUAGACUGUGUGGAGGAUCAGGAAGGCAAAUUGCCUAACAGAGAAAGACAGGAGGAUUUGUGUGACACUGAUCCUCUGCAUAGUGCUGCUCAGAACGGUUUGGACCAAAGAAACAGGUGUAGAAAUCAGACAGAAAAUGUAGAUGGUGUCAUCCAGCAGACAGCUAGUGCACCGGAACAAGUUUCAUCUGCUUGUAGAGCAGCUGAACUUUCUUCUAUUUCUGAUAAAGACACAGAUGAUCAACACACCGGGCCGCUGCUCACUCUGAGACUCGGCCUUACAUGCUACAAGGACUAUCUGGGAACCAACUGGUCGUGUCAAGUGGUGGAGAUCCGUCAGCGUGGAGAAGUGGAGUUUGGUGACCCUCUGGCGCUGCUGGCUCAACCUCUGGGUGUGGGGGCUGUCCUGUGUACAGAUGAUGGUCAGGUGGUGUUGAUCAGGAGGAGCCAGAGGGUGGCAGAGGCAGGGGGGCUUCUGGACAUCCCUGGAGGACACCCAGAACCAAAGGCGGUGUGUGAGGAGGUCAGUAUGGCCAUGAUGCAGCAGAGGCCGGAGGCUGUCAUCUCGGAGCUGUUCUCGUCUGUGUGCGCUGAGAUCAGAGACGAGGUGAAUGUUCCUCUGAGCUGCCUUGGAGAGCCAGUCCUGAUGGGAGUGGCUCUGAAUCACACCAGCGCUGGAAGACCGAGUGCUGAGUUCUACGUCAGUUGCUCACUGACACGUGAUGAAGUCAGAAAGAUGUACUGGAAAGGAGGAGCAGAGGCCCACGAGUCCACAGACAUCGUCUUCCUCAGCAGAACGGAAGUUUUGCAGCUGGACAGGAGCAGCCCUCUGUGGUCAGAGCUGUGUCCUUCAGCUAAAGGUGCUGUGCUGCUUUAUCAGACAGUGAAACCUGACGGAGACUGAGACCAGAGCAGGCGACCUGGCAUUCAGUUGAUCGCACCAAGACAAGGAUCCAAUAUGCAAACACAAACCUUUUGAUUAAAGUUCAGGGAUUUAUUCACACUUUGACUUUAAGCACUCUCUGACCAAUACAGGUGUCAAAACUGUGCAAAAAUACUGUUGUUGUUUUUUUUUUAAUUUCUCCACUGUACAGUAAAAACUAAUUAUAAAGUUUUUAAAAUGUUUUGAAUAAAAAUCCUAAAAAAUGUUUUUUAGUGUUAAAAUGAUUAAAUACUACAAA
Toxotes jaculatrix (banded archerfish) is the source of this 1592-nucleotide messenger RNA. It is a transcript of the gene nudt22, whose product is annotated as nudix (nucleoside diphosphate linked moiety X)-type motif 22. NCBI's taxonomy places the organism in Eukaryota, Metazoa, Chordata, Actinopteri, Toxotidae. Gene Ontology annotation, molecular function: GDP-mannose hydrolase activity. Bases 137 to 1315 code for a protein of 392 amino acids. The transcript is spliced from 7 exons. The record is from RefSeq and is a predicted model, not a curated record.